Molecule: messenger RNA, 2679 nt
Organism: Zasmidium cellare ATCC 36951
Lineage: Eukaryota; Fungi; Ascomycota; Dothideomycetes; Mycosphaerellales; Mycosphaerellaceae
Exons: 3
Coding region: 1-2679 (892 amino acids)
Biological process (GO): proton transmembrane transport
Cellular component (GO): membrane
Molecular function (GO): antiporter activity
Source: RefSeq, a predicted model, not a curated record
AUGGCGUCCAUCACGGCCACGGUGACGGAGGUCGUCAAUCAGACUGUUACCCGGACAGUGGCUUCGGCUUCGGCGACGAGCACCAUGAGGGCAACUCCCCAGGGCGGCGUUCUGGAGGGUGCGAAUCCUACUCACUGGGAUUCAAAGAACCCCAUUGUCCUCUUCAUCAUCCAAGCCGGUAUCAUCAUCAUCUUCUGCCGUCUCCUCCACUGGCCUCUAUCCAAAAUUCGACAACCACGAGUCAUCGCCGAAGUGAUUGGAGGUAUCUUGCUUGGCCCCUCAGUCUUCGGACGCAUACCGGGCUUCACCGAUGCCAUCUUCCCAACCGCAUCGAUUCCCAGCCUCAACCUCGUGGCGAACUUGGGACUGGUCCUCUUCUUAUUCUUGGUGGGCCUCGAAGUGGAUCUUAGAUUCUUCUUUGCGAACUGGAAAGUUGCGUUGAGCGUGGGUGCCGCUGGCAUGGCGUUGCCCUUUGGGUUGGGCUGUGCGAUUGCUUGGGGUCUGUACAAUGAGUUCAGGAACGAGCCUGGGACUGUGCCUAUUGAGUUUGGGACGUACAUGCUCUUUAUUGGUAUUGCAAUGGCUAUCACGGCUUUCCCCGUCCUGUGUCGUAUUCUGACGGAACUGAAACUGCUCAACACCCCCGUUGGUGUCAUCACACUCUCCGCUGGCGUUUCCAACGACGUUGUUGGCUGGAUUCUGCUCGCGUUGUGUGUGGCACUGGUCAACGCUGGAAGCGGACUGACAGCUCUCUGGGUUCUACUAGUCACUAUCGGAUACGGGCUGUUCCUCUUUUUCGCCGUGAGGCCCGUUUUCAUGUGGUACCUGCGCAAAAGUCGAGCUCUACAAGACGGCCCAUCUCAAAGCGCAGUGGUCAUUACACUCCUCAUCGCGUUGGUAUCUUCGUUCUUCACCGCUGUGGUUGGUGUGCAUGCGAUCUUUGGAGCUUUCAUGGCUGGUCUGAUCUGUCCACACGAAGGAGGUUUUGCCAUCAAACUCACUGAGAAGAUCGAGGAUCUGAUCACGGCGCUGUUUCUGCCGCUCUAUUUCGCACUCUCUGGACUCUCAACCAACAUUGGACUGCUGGACAACGGAAUUACUUGGGCCUACGUUAUUGGAGUCAUUGCAAUUGCGUUCAUCGCAAAAUUCAUUGGCGGAACAUUUGGAGCGAAGAUUAACGGCUUGGUCUGGAGGGAAUCAUUCACCAUCGGAGCACUUAUGUCCUGCAAGGGUCUUGUCGAGCUGAUCGUCUUGAACAUCGGAUUGCAAGCUAAGAUCUUGAGCAUCCGGACAUUCACGAUCUUCGUGGUCAUGGCACUGGUCACAACCUUCGCGACAACACCUCUCGUGCAAGCUCUCUACCCCGAAUGGUAUCAGCGAAAACUGGAAGCCUGGAAACGAGGAGAGAUCGACUGGGAGACUGGCAAGCCAAUCACGGACGAAGCGACCGAUCUCGACAGCAUCGCGCUGCAGAAGUCUGAAUUUGCUAAGAUCAGAAACUUACUUGUGUAUUUGCGACUCGACAAUAUGCCCACUCUGCUGGCGUUCGUGUCACUUCUGGGCGACAAGUCUACGAAACCGACUGCGAGGCAUCAUCCAUCCAAAGAUCAGCACGAAGACGAGACGCCUGAUUUGUCAACGCAGAGGAAGGUCGCUGUCCACGGUGUCCGCCUCGUGGAGCUGACAGAUCGUGGCUCGGCGGUCAUGAAAGUAUCGGAAGUCGACGAAUACUCCGCCUUCGAUCCAGUUCUGAACGCCUUCCGCGUGCUUGGGCAGCUGUUCAAUCUCUCAGUUUCUGGCGAGGUGGCUGUUCUGCCGGAAUCCGGCUUUGCUGACACACUCGUCGACAAGGCAGUGGAAGAGUCAUCCGAUCUCCUGUUGAUCCCUUGGAGCGAGACCGGCACCCUAUCAGAGCAGCAGACCGUCUCAAACGACAACGUCAAGCACAAGCUCUCGAGCGACCAGUACAAUGCAUUCGUCCAGAAGGCAUUGGACUCCACGCAGUGCAAUACUGCCGUUUUCAUCAACAAGGGCUUCAGCGGCUCUCUCAAAGCAAGACCGGCCUUGUCACGCACCCUGAGUAGCUUCAGCGUACGCAGUGGGCGCGACCAUCCGACAACGCUCCUGAACGUGGAUCGAAGUCAUCACAUCUUCAUGCCAUUCUUCGGCCUCGGCUUGGAUGAUCGUGUAGCCCUUCGCCUCGUGCUGCAACUGGCAGAGAACCCAGAAGUCACCGCCACGAUCGUACACUACGAAUCCGACGACGCCAUCGGCAACGCACCGCCACAAGAACUUACUUUGGACAAAAAAGAUGAGACAUCAGAUAGCAAGAAACCCCAACUACGCACCGCGGGAUCCACCGCCUCCAGCGGCAACGAGCACGCCACGUUCUUCUCUGCCAUGCAGAAAUCCCUCCCAGAGGAACUGGCUUCUAGGGUGGUCUUCGAUACCGUCCACACGUCCAAUGCACUCGACGACGCGUUGGGUCGAGCACAGGUAGAAGUCGCACAGAAUCCCAGGAACGGCGGAGACGUUGUCGUCGUCGGGCGUCAUAUCGGUCAUUUCAAGAAGACGUGGCAGAGCUCGAAUUGCCUGGGUGCGUCUGCGGAGACUUUCGCGGACAGUGGCAUCAGGGCCAGUAUUCUUGUUGUUCAGGCGAGGGGGAGCAGCGUGGAAUAG